Molecule: messenger RNA, 2001 nt
Organism: Trametes versicolor FP-101664 SS1
Lineage: Eukaryota; Fungi; Basidiomycota; Agaricomycetes; Polyporales; Polyporaceae
Exons: 2
Coding region: 1-2001 (666 amino acids)
Source: RefSeq, a predicted model, not a curated record
AUGGGCUCUCCAUCCUCUACAACUUCAUCUGACGUUGGCGCGUCAGCUGAUGCGAAGGCGCCUCACCCAGCUUUGCAGAAUCAAGACAUCCUCCUAGCCAUCUUCUCGCAAGCGAGGGCACGCGCUGAACACGAGCAGGUCCCGCAUGACAGCGUCGCCAAGUGCGCGCGCGUUUGCCAGGCGUUCCGCGACCCAGCCCUGCAAGUGCUAUGGGAGCGUCUAUCCUCGAUUCUGCCGCUGCUCCGUCUGCUUGCUCCGAACUUCCGAAAUAUCGACGGCGGUCACGAAGCUCAAGACGGCAUGGACGUCAGGAAAUAUAACGCCUACGUACUACGCGAAAUCCCUGACGCCAAGCAGUGGGCACGGUUUUGCGAGUACGCGCGGCGCGUUCGAGUCCUGCACCACGAUGGUACCGCCAAUGCAGUCCUCCAACCUCGUUACGGCCGUCGCAACAGCACCGUCAGCUAUCACAGCUCUAGCUCUGAGUCCGAGCCUGAUCCUGACGCCGACUCCGUCCACGAGUCUGACAGCCAGAGCAAUGCUGAUGUUGGAGGUGCCUCCGACCCUGAGAACGGCGGCUCGAACAUAGGUCAUGAAGAUGAAGAAGAUCCCGGCUCCGUUUUCCACGAGGAUAUGGGGGAUGGUCCCGAUCAGGAUAGUUCAUUAUUCGAUCUAUCUGGCGCCACCCACAUCUUCCCCUCUGUAUGGUACCACCUCAGAUGCCUUGCCGCGGGCCAGCCGUUGCUUCCCACUCUCCGCGAGCUGGACUGGACCACGGAACCGGACCAGACGGAGAUCUUCAUGCUCGUGGGGCCCUGCCUCAAGCGACUCCACCUCCGCUUCAACCCGCUGCACCCGUUCACGGACCACGAAUACGAUGCGGCGUUGCCGUUGAUCGUGCGAAACGUCAUCUCGCUGGCGCCAUCUGUGAAGCACUUUGCGAUAACCACCCGCGCUAUAAGCACUGUACGCUCUGUCCUGCCGGAAGUCCACAGGAUGAGCAAGCUGCGGACGUUGGAGCUGGAUGCGGGUCCAGCAACAGGCUUUGCGUUCAAUGCGGCAAGUCUUCGCAGUGCGCGGCUCGACACGCUGGAGGAUCUGGAGUCCCUCUCCAUCGGUUUUCGCGUAUUGGACGAUGCCCUGGACGUCGACGCGACCAUAGCGCUGCCCGCGUUGCGCGCUUUGAAAGUCGUGGACUACGCGGGGAAUAUCGAAGCGUACAAGCUCUUUGACGUCCAGGCUCUGCGAUCGCUCGAAGCUACAAUCUGUCUUCCCGUGCACUCCCCGGACACAUACAGAGCGCUCUCAGCGGCGUUCGCCAGGCGCUUUCCUGCCGUCUCUUCUAUCGUACUCGCGUUACGAUCACUCGCGCCAGCUUCCGCUACCCUUCCAACGGUUGCUUUCUUGCUCCUUGAUGUCAUACAGCCUCUGCUUGGGCUCUCCGACAUCCGCGUGUUCUCGUUCUUGGCCGACGGCGGAGCGCGCGUGUCGUUCCCUAGCGCAGACCCGUAUGCGCUUCUUCGGGCUUGGCCGCUGCUUUCGGUGCUCUCUAUCAUUGCCCCGCUCCCGGGCUCCACGCCCCCUUCGCUCGUCCCAGAAAUGCCUGGGGUAUGGACGCUCGUCUACGCCGCGCGAAACCACGUAGAGCUCAGGAUAUUGCACCUGAAUUGUCUCAAGAUCUCUCAGGAAGAGCUAGAUGUGGCCCUCCAAGUCCUCAAUGGCCCCGAUACCCACGCAGGGAGCCAGGAAAGCGCGCUCCGAACCGGUAGCAAGUUAGAGGUCUUGACGGUCGCGCACAUGACGAACGACAGAGGGACGUGCGUGCGUCCGAACCACGGGCGGCUGUUGUCGCGCUUCGCGGUGGUUGUGCACAAGAUGUUCCCUCGCCUGGACGUGGAGCGGUGCCGCAAGGAGCGUCCCACGUGGUUGGCGGAGGAGCAUUGGGCGUGGAAGCGGGUGCUCGACGAGGUCCUGAAGGUGCGAGGGCGGAUGGAUGUGUAG